Molecule: messenger RNA, 1079 nt
Organism: Boeremia exigua
Lineage: Eukaryota; Fungi; Ascomycota; Dothideomycetes; Pleosporales; Didymellaceae
Product: NUDIX hydrolase domain-like protein
Exons: 4
Coding region: 113-766 (217 amino acids)
Biological process (GO): ribose phosphate metabolic process; nucleoside phosphate metabolic process
Cellular component (GO): nucleus; cytosol
Molecular function (GO): ADP-ribose diphosphatase activity
Source: RefSeq, a predicted model, not a curated record
CCCAUCACACAACGCAAGUCAAGUUCACUGCGUCCGAUCACUCAACGACAGCAAAAUCCAUAUAACAUAACAAGAAUCCCAUAAUCAGUUCCAUCCGCACCCCAACCCCACCAUGACCUCGACAACAAAACCCUCCUCCAACCCCUCCAAAGUCCUCAAAACAGAACCCCUCGACCACAAAGACGCCAAAUGGGCAACCCUAACCUCCAUCACCUUCCUCGACCCCUCCGGCAACCAGCGCCGCUGGGAAUCCGCGUCGCGCCUGACGCGCCCGGCAGGUAGCUCUAUCGACGCUGUGGGCGUGGCAGCGAUCCUGCACGACCCCGCAGCCGGGUCGCCGCGCAUCGUGCUGCAGAAGCAGUGGCGCGCGCCGGCGGAGGCCGUGGUGAUUGAGAUUCCAGCGGGACUGAUGGACGAGGGCGAGACGGCGGGGGAGUGCGCGGUGCGUGAGUUGCGCGAGGAGACGGGGUAUGUGGGGCGGGUGAUGGAGGGGGAGUUUGGGGUUAGUCCGGUGAUGUUUAAUGAUCCCGGGUUCUGCAAUACGAAUCUCAAGAUGGUGCAGGUCGAGGUCGAUAUGGCGCUCCCGGAGAACCAGGACCCGAAGCCGCAGCUCGAGCCCGGCGAGUUCAUCGAGACGUUUACGGUGCCGCUGACGGAUUUGUAUGCGGAGUGUGUGCGGUUCGAGAAAGAGGGGUAUGUGCUGGAUGCGCGUGUGGGAACGCUGGCGCAGGGCGUCGAGUUUGCGAAGCGGUGGAAGUUGGCUUGAGCAAGGAGACAGAGCAAGAGGGUACCAACGAGUCUAUUCCCCACGCAAAUCAGACUCGCGGACAGCUCUGGUGCUGCGUCCGCAUCGUUGUCCGAUCUGCCUCGCACCGCAAUAUCUACAUACCCAGGAGCCUGCUAACCGACUGCACCUUCCGUGGUAACAGGCACAAGCAACAGCGAAAGUUCAUCUUGCUACCCCUCUCAUCCUCCCUCUCCUCCACCACCCCCCGUCGCAGUAACAACAGGCACAACAAAAACCCUCCUCCACUCCUCUCCAUCCCUCCCCCUACCUCCCCUCCAAACCGCCCUCCCCC